AUGUCCAUGAGCAAACGAAAAUCAUUAAGAAUGAGUGUAAUUGUGAAUAAUCCAAUACUUCCAUCUGAUUGUAUUGAAGAAAUUCUCAAGAGUUUAGAUAAAGACCGAUCAUCUCUAUAUUCGUGGACUUUGGUUAAUCGAUCUUGGUGUCAAUAUGCGAUAGCCUUACUCUGGAGUCACCCAUUUACAAGUCUGAACUUGUCAGAUGAUCAAGACACUGGACAUUUAUUGAUUCGAACAUAUUUAACAUGUUUGUCUAGUGAAGCACGUCAAGCAUUAGAAGCUGAAGGUCAUGUUUUACCAAACUCUAAACCAUUAUUUGAUUAUCCAUCAUAUUUUAAAGAAUUACAUAUUGGAAGUUUACAAAAUGCUCUUGAACAAUGGUGGACGAAGAAUACUGAUUAUAGACUUCGAAAAAAAGCAAAUUUCACUACAUUAGAAAGUUUAAUCUUUGAAAUGUUAAUUAAUAAAUCUAAUGGUCUAAGAUUAUUACAUUGUGAAUCAAGAAGUCGAUAUAACAUGACUGAUUGCACUUCAUUUACUGGAAUUCAAAAAGCAGUCACACGAAUUCAAGAAUUAAGAAUAAAUUGUUCAAGUGUAGAUCAAGGUCAAUUAACAAAUUUAUUAUCAACCAUAAUCGAAAAUUCUCAUCAAAUUCAUCGAUUGGUCUUAACUCCUCAUCAUGAAGGUACUAUGGCCCAAAAAGUUCCAAAACUUAUAGAAGCUCAACAAUGUUUAGAACAAUUUAGCAUGAUUUCAUCGUUGGCCGGGUUAUUUAAUCCUUCAAGAUCUGCUUCAAUAUUUUCGGCUCUUACUAGUCAAAUUAAAUCAUUAACACAUGCUGAUUUUAGAAAGAUUUAUUUUGAUGAAAAUUCAUUACAAAUAUUAGCCAAAUGUCAUAAUCUAAAAUCUUUAUAUUUGGUGAACUGUCAUCAAGAACAAGAUAUCACACUUUCAGAUUCAUUAUUGAAAUCUGGGCAACUCAGUAUAACAAAAUUAGUCUUAAAUCACGAUCAUCAUAAUAGUGUUAAAGAUGGAUUAUCACAAAAUACUUGUACCUCAAUAAUUAUGAUGUCGGCUCAAACAUUACAAGAAUUAUCAAUAGAUUAUAUAAAUUCUGAUUUAGUUCAAAUCUUAAGUACUCAAAUUCCACAUCUUACAUCAUUCUCAAUUCGUACAACUCCUAUAUCACAACUCGAAUGGAUUUCCACAUCAACUUUAACCCAUUUGGCACUUAGUGACGUAGGACCAAAUUCUAGUAUAGCUCCGCUUAAACAUAUUGGACAAUUAUUACCACCAACAUUGACACAUUUACAAUUGGAAUGUCGGUACAAUAUUGCUCCGGAGAGCAUGGCGGGAAUGUUGGACGAUUGUCAAACUCAAUUAAAAAUAUUAAGUUUAGAUGUCGAAAAGAUUGAUGAUACUCUAUUAGAAGUUGUUGCCGAUUAUUCUAGAGAGAAUGGAAAAUGUGUUAGAGAAUUAAGGAUUGCUAAAGAUACGAGGUUACAAUUUGAUCAAAGAUUAUGUAAGAAGUUACAAUCGGUUAUUCCGUCAAUCAAUCUUAAUUAUGUAGACCCUUGGCCUUUACUUAUCGGUGAGUAA
Scutellospora calospora is the source of this 1602-nucleotide messenger RNA. The record is from the annotation of a GenBank genome assembly. Lineage: Eukaryota; Fungi; Glomeromycota; Glomeromycetes; Diversisporales; Gigasporaceae.